Messenger RNA from Engraulis encrasicolus (European anchovy), 4770 nucleotides. It is a transcript of the gene nr2c1, whose product is annotated as nuclear receptor subfamily 2, group C, member 1. Gene Ontology annotation, molecular function: RNA polymerase II cis-regulatory region sequence-specific DNA binding; nuclear receptor activity; zinc ion binding. The transcript has 14 exons. NCBI's taxonomy places the organism in Eukaryota, Metazoa, Chordata, Actinopteri, Clupeiformes, Engraulidae. The record is from RefSeq and is a predicted model, not a curated record. Gene Ontology annotation, biological process: negative regulation of transcription by RNA polymerase II; cell differentiation; anatomical structure development. The coding region runs from base 608 to 2401 and encodes 597 amino acids.
UAAAAACUACACCCUAAAAUUAUAAUUUUCCAGCUGUCAUUUUGCUGAUCACAGUGGUAUUAGGCCUAUAGAACACAGCGUAGCCUAAGCCUAUAUAUUUAAAAAAAAAUCAGGAGCAUUUCAUUGCACGUUUUUGUGCGGUAAUAACUAUAAGUAUUAGAAAUAGAAUAUUUUUCAGUCACCUCACCUAAGGGUUAACGAAAUUACCUCUAGCUUGUUAGCGUACGUUUUGUUUUGCCCAUCGUUUGCUUUUUAAACAUAACUGGGCUGCAUGAUACACAAUCACACAGUUCAACGAAAUAUGUGAUUUUAUCAGCAGUGUAUCGCUAUGACACUAGAAUCAUUCCGUGCAGAACUAAGGAGAGAAAUGUGUUUCAAACAUAGCUAGCUAUGGGAAGGAUACCAAGCUAACGUGUUUGUUUACUAUUAGCAAAAGUGGCUAUAGGCACUAGAUAGCUAACAUUUGUAUCCUUCCUGUGCCAACAGAAGAACCGUUGGGAGCGGCUGGCCCUGGGUCUCCUCGACGAUAUAAUAAGCAACGGCCUACAGUAGCAAUUUCAUUUUCAUCAUUGGCUGGAGAAGUGACAGUUCUGAUGUGGGUCUCAGGAUGGAUGAAGAGACUCAGCAACUUCAACUGUUGUCAGGCGGACUAGGACAUCGCAUUCAGAUUGUGACUGAUCCGCAGACAGGCCAAAAGAUACAGAUUGUCACUGCGCUGGAGCAGCUGUCUGCAGGGAAACAGCAGUACAUCUUGACCAAUGCUGCGGACUAUGCCACUUCGGGCAAAGUGAUUCUUACCAAGCAGGAGUCCCCACAGAGCAAAGUGGUCCUCACCACCCCGGAUGGCAACCAGCUUCUUCUGGCCUCUGACUUGGCAGGACAGCAGAUACAGUUUGUGACCGAAGAUGGAUCAGAGGUCGUUCCUGUGGUGGAAUACUGUGUGGUGUGUGGUGACAAAGCCUCAGGGCGGCACUAUGGUGCAGUGAGUUGUGAGGGCUGCAAAGGCUUCUUCAAGCGGAGCAUCAGGAAGAACCUGAUGUACUCGUGCCGGGGGUCUGGAGACUGUGUCAUCAACAAGCACCACCGCAACCGCUGCCAGUCCUGCCGGCUGCAGCGCUGCAUAGCUGAGGGCAUGAAGCAAGAAUCUGUGCAGUGCGAGAGGAAGCCGGUGGAGGUCUGCAGAGAGAAGUCGAACAGCUGCGCAGCAUCCACCCAGAAAAUUUACAUCCGCAAGAACCUCUGCAGCCCCCUCACCGCCACACCCACCUUCGUCACCACAAAAGACGCUGUAAAAUCCUCAGGUCUGCUGGAGUCCAACGUACUGCUGAAUCUUCAGCAACCUUUCCCCAAAGUGGAGAACCCAGACCUGAUAGCAGUGUCUUCUGAAAUGAAUGAGCACUCCCAGGAUGACUUAAGCACUCUGGCCAACGUGGUGACGUCUCUGGACCAGCUGAGUAAGGUGCGGGAGCUAAGCGAUGGCUGCCAGGACGCAGAGACUCUGGUCAUUGAGACACAGAGCCACGAGGACAGCAUCACCACAGAUGCACAGAGUGCAAGUGAUGUUACAAGGGCCCUGGACUCCCUAGCGAGGGUUAUGAACCCCUCAGGCCUCGAGGAGUCACAGGAGGCCUGCAUGCAGCUGGAGUCGGCAGAGCAGUGUGACAGCAUCAUAGAGCUGGAGGGCCCUCUGCUCUCAGACAAACUGGUGCACUUUACGCUGACGAUGCCCUCGCCCACGCCAGAGUACCUGAAUGUCAAUUACAUCUGUGAGUCCGCCUCACGCCUCCUCUUCCUCUCUGUGCACUGGGCACGCUCCAUACCUGCCUUCCAGUUCUUGGGAGGACAUGAGAAUGAGAUCAGCCUGAUGAAGGCGUGCUGGAACGAGCUGUUUGCUCUGGGCCUGGCCCAGUGUGCCGCCGUGAUGAACGUGCCCACCAUGCUCACCGCCAUCACCAGCCAUCUGCAGACCAGCCUUGAAGAAGAGAGGUUGACAACUGAGCGGCUCCAGCAGGUGACGGAUCACAUCUGGAGGAUGCAGGAGUUCUGCAACAGCAUGGCCAGCCUCGCCCCUGACGACUAUGAGUACGCCUACCUCAAAUCAGCCGUCCUCUUCAGCCCUGAUCACCCUGGUGUGGACAACACCCAACAGAUUGAGCGCUUCCAGGACAAAGCCAUCAUGGAGCUCCAGGACUAUGUGACGAGGACCUACCCUGAGGACACAUACAGGCUGUCCAAGUUGCUGCUGCGUCUCCCGGCCCUGCGGUCGAUGAGUGCGGCUAUCACGGAGGAGCUGUUCUUCGCCGGCCUGAUCGGCAGCGUUCAGAUCGACAGCAUCAUCCCCUACAUCCUCAAGAUGGAGGCCACCGACUACAACAGCCAGGUGGUCACCGCCACUGCCUGAUUAUUUAGGGACAUUCAUCUUGGAUAUGUAGAAAAGGCAAUGUAUCCUCCACGUUCCUGGAUGGACUUUUUUUGAUUAAUUAUUGUGAUUUUUUUUUGGCUGUGUAAUGGAAUGGCUAUCAUCAAGCAUAGAGUGUGUGCAUGUUUGUUUGGACAAUGAGUUUGAGAGGAAAAUAGUUCUCCUUUACAACCUUGCUGCUUCGUCAGUCAUGAAUAACAACCUCAAAUUAGAUUGGUACCUGGCAUAGCACCUGGAGGCUCCAACUUCAACGUUAUCUGUUGGAUACGUUCUGUAUCAUGGGCAGUACUGGGUUUCUGCAUUUGGAGAAAAGAAUAUGAGGGGGAGAAAGCUUUCUCAUGUCAUAAAUGUGUAGUACGGACGCCAUUUUGGAGUACGAGAAGUUACUUCAUCUUUUGCCAUAAAUUCUUUAAAUACGCACACAUGAAACUCAUCUUGCUGACGUAAUGCUGUAAAGUAAAGGGUCUGCACAUGCGCAACCAACCCAUAUCCACUUUGCCCUCCAAGAUCAUUGCCCAUGCAUUUUCCAGUGUGAAAUCCUUCCCUCCUCCCCUUCUUUCUUUUGGAGAGGAGAGCGCCCAGAGUCAGGGUUGCGUUUCUCAAAAGCGCUGUUGCUUGUCCACAUAGUAACAUACAGUAGUGGUUUCCAAUGGGAAAUGACAUUGCAAACAACAAAGAAUGUUUUUGAGAGACAUUCUCCUGGAGGAGUGGUCCUCCUCCAUCCAGUAGACAAACAGGAGUCACCCAUCAAGAAGUACAGACUUAGUUACUAGCAACUGGAUUGACUUCAUUUCUAGACACAGCAGCAGACUUUAGGAGCUGGGACACACAACAGUUCAUUGACCAGGGCUAUUCAAAUGGCGGCCCUGGGGCCAGAUGCUGCUCUUGGAUGGCAAGGUUCUGGCCCCCCAUAAGCCCCUUGAAAUACAGAAUCGUUUUUCGGAAUUUAGAGAUAAAAGUAUGGGUUCCGUAUUGAGCUGAAACAGACGUUAAAAUGCAGGAAACUACAUCUAGGAUAUACAAAACUUUCUGGGGGAGGACCCCCAGACCCCCACCUCAAUGAAGUAUUCCGUAUUUUUUAAAUUGACAGUCGUCGGCAACCACAAUACAUACGUAUAGUUCGGCCCCUGUGCUGGGAGGAAUUUGAAAAACUGGCCCUCGUUAACAUUUAAUUGAAUACCCGUCCGUCAUAGACAGUUUGUUUGUAAUAUCUACCGUAGAGCCAACCUAAGUCUUUACAGUUUCUGUAUUUUUCACGUCACAAUUAUUUCAGCAAACCCGCCUGCCACUCUUUAGGUUUUAAAACCAACAACUAUGUUUGAAUUUGGACCGGUAAUUAGCCUGAUAACGCAAAGCAAUCUUGUUAAACUCAUUUGCACAUGUGGGAGCCUUCUAACUGGGCGGUGACGAACCAUCAUGGAUGUAGUGCAUACAUGUGGUCUGUUCAUAACUAGUCACAACAUCAGAGAUGGCAACCUGCCUCCCUGGCCAACACUAGCUGCAUGUCAUUGUGCGUGUUUUCAGUGUGGCUCAGUGUGCGUUUGGCACCCCUGCAGACAACACACGGACACACACACACACACACACACACACACACACACACACAGCAAUAGCUGGCUCAACUCCCAGUGGGUGGCAGGUAAUCAUGUCACCACUUUAUACACACAACGGGGUGUAACACACAAACCAUGAUCAAUGUUUUAGGAGAUAUUCAGUAAGAUUUUUAGCACGUUUAUUUUUAGCAUUUCUUGGGGCUUCAUAAAGAGAGGGUUGGUGUUUUCUUAUUGUCAGAGCUAAGUUCGAACUGUGAGUGCAUCUUGGCUGUUGGGAUUUUAGUGUUAAAUUAUCAUUCAGGGUUCUGAUUUGAAAUCAUGUUAAUGAUCGUUUUGAGGAUUAUAUAAUGUUGUAUAUAGUAUGUUAUCUAAUAUUACAGACCAUUGUGUGAAUACAUUGGUCAGGGGUAAAAGUGAAGACACUAUUUGUUUUUUUUCCAUGUAGCUUUUAUCUCCUCUGUAAGCAAGUGAUCACAACUUCCUAUGGAAAGUGUAUUUUGCUCAGGCUCAGUAUGUUCUUUUACCAAUAUUAUCCUUGUCUUGAAUUUUACAAUGAAGGUUUAUGAAUAUACCUUUUGUAAGGCUAAGCCACCAUUUUGGUAUUAAAGUGAUGCUAAAAUAAUAAUUAUAAUAAAUGGGCACCUCUCUUGCUUCAUAUGUGACUUCAGCUGUUUUGCUCAUUGAAAAAGAAGAAGGAAAAAAAACAGAAUUUUCUAAAUUAUAGAUCUUAAAAACAAGGGAAUGACUGGAAUAACAUGGUUAUGUAAUAAACCUCUGGUACAAUGAGUGUCAGCAACA